CAGUGCCGGUUCAUCUCCACUGAUGGUGUGCAGAACAAGGGGGACUUAAAAAAAAAAAAACAACCCAACUCAAACCAACAAAAAUACAUCAAUAUAAUUUAAAAACCAAACAAAAAAAUCAUUCAGACGACCUUCAUCAUGAGCUACGACCCUCUCCUUUCCUCCCACUCCUCACGGCGAUGGGACAACAACCCUCACAUCUCGCUCCUUGUCCGGAUCCCUACCACCUUCUCCUCCAGACGGCCGGUAAAACUGGGCCCAAAAGAGCGCUUUGAGCGACUGGACCAUUACAGCCUGGCGCAAGCGAGUGUGGUGAGUACAGAGCUGCUGGAGUUGCGGGUACAAGAACGGGAGCAGCUGGUGGAGCUGAAUGAUCGUUUCGCCUCUUACAUUGAGAAAGUUCGUCACUUAGAACAGCAGAACCAGGUGCUGCUCCUGCAGCUGGAGGGACUGCGGCGUAAGCAGAGCAAGCCGUCCCGCCUGCAGCAGCUCUACGAGCAGCAGGCGCGUGGCCUCAGGGAGCAGCUGCACCAGGAGGCCCAAGACAAAGCACGUAUGGAAGCGCGGAGGGAGAAGCUGAGAGAGGUGCACGCUCAGAUGCGAGAACGUUGGCAGGAGGAGGGACGGAGGCGCGGGGAGGCGGAGGAGGCCCUGCAGCAGAUACGUGAAGAGGCGGGCAAAGCGGCUUUGUGGAGCUGCGACGCGGAGGCCUGCAUGGUCUCCCUGACACAGGAGCUGGCCUUCUUGAGGCAGGUGUUCGCGGAGGAGCAGGAAGGCUUACGGGCGCAGCUGCAGGUGGCCAGCCUGAGCGUGGAGUUUGACGUGAGCAGGCCAGAUCUCUCUGCCGCUCUCAGAGAGAUCCGUGCCCAGUACGAGAGCUUGGCGAGUCGCAACAGGCAAGUGGCAGAAACCUGGUACCGCGGGAAGGCCGCCACCGUGACGGAGCUGACCAGCAAGCAGGAGGAGGCGGUGCGUGUGGUACGGGAGGAGACGGCCGAGUAUCGGCGGCUGCUGCAGUCCCGCUCGGCGGAAGUGGAGGCGUUAAGAAAUGUUAUCGACUCGCUGAACGCGCAACUGGCCGAACUUGAGGAAACGCAGAGCGCUGAGGUCACUAAGUACCAGGUGAGGAUAAGUGACUUAGAGAGAGAUAUCAGUGAGGCAAAGGAGGAGAUGUCACGUUACCUGAGAGAGUAUCAGGACCUGCUGAAUGUCAAGAUGGCUCUGGACAUCGAGAUUGCAGCCUACAGGAAAUUGUUGGAGGGGGAGGAGAUUCGACUGACUUAUUCCGCCCUUCCCACCCUCGCCUAA
Molecule: messenger RNA, 1308 nt
Organism: Chanos chanos (milkfish)
Lineage: Eukaryota; Metazoa; Chordata; Actinopteri; Gonorynchiformes; Chanidae
Gene: neff2
Product: neuronal intermediate filament family member 2
Exons: 3
Coding region: 139-1308 (389 amino acids)
Biological process (GO): neurofilament bundle assembly
Cellular component (GO): postsynaptic intermediate filament cytoskeleton; axon; intermediate filament
Molecular function (GO): structural constituent of postsynaptic intermediate filament cytoskeleton
Source: RefSeq, a predicted model, not a curated record